Messenger RNA from Aricia agestis (brown argus), 1509 nucleotides. RefSeq lists its product as uncharacterized. Gene Ontology annotation, cellular component: nucleus. Gene Ontology annotation, molecular function: DNA binding. Bases 1 to 1281 code for a protein of 426 amino acids. The record is from RefSeq and is a predicted model, not a curated record. Lineage: Eukaryota; Metazoa; Arthropoda; Insecta; Lepidoptera; Lycaenidae. The transcript has a single exon.
AUGAAGAACGAACUAGUGGACGAAGCUCCUACUGGCACACUAGGACUAGCACAAGAGAGUGGAUGGAUGAAUGCUGAGCUAUUUGUGAAAUGGUUGAAGCAUUUUCAAAAACAUACAAAAUCCAGUAUUGACGAUCCAGUCCUACUUGUGUGUGAUGGUCAUGCUAGUCACAAAAGUUUCGAAGCAGUGACCUAUGCUAAAGAGAAUGGUAUUGCAAUGCUCUGUCUGCCACCGCAUUGCACACACCGGAUGCAGCCAUUAGACGUGAGUAUUUAUGGACCUCUCAAAACCUAUUUUCAUCAAGAAAUAUCUAAAUGGUUAAAGAAUCAUCCAGGGCGAGUAGUCACUCACUUACAAAUUGGACAGCUGUUUACUGAAGCUUACGGUAAAAGUGCAACGAUACAGAACGCUACAAAUGGAUUUAAAAAAACAGGACUAUGGCCCAUAAAUCCAGAAAUUUUUCCAGAUUAUAUGUUUGCACCAGCAGAAACAACUAAUAUUCCGUUGAAUAAUCAAACUGACAUUGCUCAAACUCUUGCAAAUGCUCCUCCUUCGGCGCUCCAAAUGCAUGAAGAAGAUGCAACUGAUGAUGGGCAAAUACCUGAUUCUUCGAUAGAACAACAUGUCAUAAAUGCAGAGGCGACCCCCAGUCCUUCAAUCUUGGAGAUGGAUGGAGAAGCAACUGAUAAUGACAAUAGACCUGGUUCUUCUAUGGAGCCAAAUACGGUAAAUGCAGAGGCAGCACCCGACGAGAGACCUGAUUCUUCUAUGGAGCAAAAAGCUAAAGGUUCAUUGCUAUUUCCCGUGGAGACCAUUUCACCAGCGCCACAAGGGCCGUACAUUCAGGGCCAAGGUAUACGAAAACAGAAACCCCGAAAACACCACUGGCAUUUAACAUCCACUCCUAACAUAAUAGAACUCAAAGAUGCAAACACACCAAAAGCUCCACCUAAAGAAAAGAAAAGGAAAGUAAAAAAGACUCUUUUUGAAAUACCAUCUACCUCAGGCAAGCAAGAAAUGAAAGCGAAAAAGUCUAGCAGAAAAAAGAAAAAAGUAGAGAAAAAAAUUGACAGUGAUGAUGAAAGCUCUCAUGAAAAUGCUUUGUUAUCAGAUGUAGAUGAUGAUGAUGACUGUCCGUGUAUUUAUUGCAAUGAUCUUUAUUCACGAUCUAAGCCCGGCGAGUGUUGGCUGAGGUGUCUUGAGUGUUCUCGUUGGGCUCAUGCAUCAUGCGCUGAUGUUCCGAAGAAAACAAAGAACUUUGUUUGUGAACUGUGCUUAUAAUUUUAUGUAUGUCAUAAUGUCCGUAUUGUGUAUGUCAUUUUGUCCUGACAGUAUGGACAAAAUGGUUUUUGCUAGAUGUUUUGAUUGAUCUCAAUAUUAUUUUUUCUAUCGUUCCUAUUUGAUAAUAAGAUGCAUAAACAUUAUGUUAAUGAACCAAUGAUGAUUGUUUUGUAUGGAGGAUGAUUGUAGCUUUUUAAAAUAAAGAGUUAUGAUUAAAAAUGAAAACAC